Molecule: messenger RNA, 363 nt
Organism: Fusarium subglutinans
Lineage: Eukaryota; Fungi; Ascomycota; Sordariomycetes; Hypocreales; Nectriaceae
Exons: 2
Coding region: 1-363 (120 amino acids)
Source: RefSeq, a predicted model, not a curated record
AUGAGUGAUACUCAAUCGCUUCCCCAGAUUCAGGACGAGCCUACGGAAUUAAGUUUCGUAGGCUCGGACAAUUCGCUCAGCCAUUGGCCGCAGGAUCUCGUUUCUCUUGGCCCUUUGAUGGACCAAGAAGAUGUCCUUGGCUUGGCUAUGAACUCCGCACCUACAGCUGUGGACGACUUCUCCGACUUUGACUUCGCAGCGCCGAUUAUCGGGAUGGAUUCGCAUCUCAGCGAUGUCGAAGCAGCUCAGUUCGAUCUCUCAUCCUCGCCUGUAUCUCUUCUCGAUCUUCCUGAAUCCGCAUAUGAGGUGAUUCCAGGAUAUGUAUCGCUCUCUGGCUCCCCAGACCCCACAUCCACUCUAUAG